CUUCUACAACACAGUAAAGCGAAAACCAAAAUGGGCUCACACGAGUCGUUUUUCAUUAUUUUGUGUUUGCUUCAUGUUUCGUGUUGUGUUUCUUUCACUAACUUUGCAUUCGGGGAUUCGAUUGUCGAUGCUGGAAACAAUAAUUACUUACCAAGUCUAUCGAAAGCCGAUUACUCUCCUUAUGGCAUCGAUUUUACGCCUUCUGGCGGAAAGCCCACCGGAAGAUACACGAAUGGCUUCACCAUCGUUGACCUUGUUGCACAAGCUUUGGGAGCCAAAACACUAGCUUCGCCGUCUCUAGCCGCUAACGCAGCGUCACACGCAACUCUCGGUGGCAUAAAUUACGCGUCUGGAGCUUCCGGCAUACUAGAGGGAACCGGUAGCCUCUUUGUUGGACGUCUUCCACUAAGAACACAAAUUGAUAAUUUUGAGGUGAGUAGAGCUGAAAUGGUGAAGAUGAUGGGGGAAAAUGGUACACAAGAUCAUCUAAAGAAUGCGAUCUUCUCGAUAACGAUUGGAUCAAAUGAUAUUAUAACAUACUUCCUACCAAAUCUUCCUUUUGUUGGCAACUAUGAUGUUACCCCUAGUACAUUACAAGACAUCAUGGUCUCCAAUAUGACUUUUCAUAUCAAGCGCUUACAUAAACUAGGGGCACGGAAGAUUGUCAUAGUAGACAUAGGACCUCUCGGUUGCAUACCCUUUGUUCGGUCUAUACACUUUCUACCUGUGGGAAAAUGCCAUGAAGAAAUGAACACGUUGAUCCGCGGAUACAAUCAAAAGUUACGUACGGCUGUGCAUCGCUUAAAUCAAGAGAAAGGUUCAGGCUCAGUUUUCGUCUACGCAAAUUCAUACCAAGUCAUAAACAUGAUGUUACAAAACUAUCGUGACUAUGGAUUUGAGAAUGUGAAUGAUCCGUGUUGUGGAGAAUUUUUUCCGCUGUCUUUUUGCUUACGAAUCGGAGAUGAGAAUGAGAUUAGUACGAGUAUUUGCGAUGAUCGAUCGAAGUAUUUGUUCUGGGACUCGUACCACCCUAGCCAAGCAGCGAAUUUUAUCAUAGCUCAACAUAUGCUAAAUGGAAAUGAAAACAUAUGUUCUCCUUUAAAUGUUCGGCAGCUUCAUAAUUACAAGCUUUAAGCAAUCUAGAUUUUUAAUGUGGUAAGUGUUGUGGUGGAUUAUUGAGAUGUGUUUUUAGUUGGUAGACUAGAAGGUUAUUUGUAACCCUAGAUGUGUAUUAGAACAAAUUUGUGUGUUUUGUCUUCGGCUCAUCAUUUGGCUAUUUAUAUAUUAUUUACUAUAGAUAUA
Molecule: messenger RNA, 1302 nt
Organism: Helianthus annuus (common sunflower)
Lineage: Eukaryota; Viridiplantae; Streptophyta; Magnoliopsida; Asterales; Asteraceae
Product: GDSL esterase/lipase At5g41890
Exons: 5
Coding region: 31-1134 (367 amino acids)
Molecular function (GO): hydrolase activity, acting on ester bonds
Source: RefSeq, a predicted model, not a curated record